AAUUGUAUUAGAGCAUAUUAGAGGCGCAGCAACAUGGCCGGUGAUAAGACAACUUCGAAUUCACAAAAUGUUGGAAACGGAGAAAAAGUUAAUGAUAAUGGUGAUUCGAAUCUAUACGUCGACCUGGAAGAUGAGUUUUCUGAUGUUACUGAGCAUGUACCAUGUCCAGAGUUCCAGUUUUUGACAACAACUUGUUAUAUUUGCAAUGGAUAUUAUGGACCUUGUUUCGAAGAACCAGUUUGUGCCACAUGCCAUGCAUUCUUAUUUCCUGAUGACAUAGGAUUACUACAAGUACCAAUCUUUAGUGAGAAAACAGAUGACGAAGAUUCGGGGAAUGAUGAACCUACAGAUUUAUUUUAUAAUGCAGAACGACGGACCAGUCAACAGCAACAAAAUUCUCCACAGAAUCCAAACUCUGUAGUUCCAAAUAUACAAAAUUACCCAAACCAAAAUGGACAUCCUUACGUACCAGUUCAAAAUUCUUCUGCAUUGCGGGAUUAUCCAAUACCCCAAGACAAUGCAAAUCUCAACCGCACAAGACAGGAACCCACUGGAAUUCCACAAAAUAUUCGCAGUUCUAAUGCUGUACAUGCUGAUCACGAAAAUGCAUCAAACAAUUAUAUAAAUGACCGUUCACGAAAUCUAAAUCAACAAAAUCCAAACCAUCAACUCCACGACCCCGUAGAAGAAGAUCUGCUCUCACCGGAAGAGGCAGUACCACCAGGUGAUGGAAAUGAUUUCGAAAAUCCAGAUCAAUAUCAUCGUUAUCCUUGGAACUGUCGAGUAUAUGGAGAUGUUGGUGAACCAUCCAGGCCUCGAAGUUUAUCAGAACGAUUAGAACUACUUACAAAUCACAAACACAUAGAACAUGAGCCUGUGAAUGAACCGGGUCUUGUAGAAACAUUACCACCAGAAGUUCUUCUAGCCGUAUUUUCACAUCUAGAUGACGUGAGUCUCUGGUCAGCAGCCAACGUGUGUCGAAGGUGGUGUGGAUUAUUAUCCACACACUUAACUCCUCACCAAUGGGAACAUCACGUAAAACUACGAUGGCCUUUAUUCAGACAUAUUGGUCACGUGGGUGACUGGUACAAGGUAUACGAUUAUCUAGCAUCCUCAGCACCCUGUAGAACAUGCUUAGCCCAGACUUCAUUGCGUACACGACGACCCAGAAUAGAAGAAAAUUCUUGGAGAAAAAAUCGAUUGCGUAAUGAAUUGAAGACCUUAAGAAUUGAUCCUCCAGAGGGUAUCGAAGCCACCCCCUUGGACAAGAUGUGUUAUCAAUGGCAAGCUACAAUUACAGGACCUGUAGGCAGUCCAUACGAAGGUGGACUAUUUUAUCUAUAUCUCCAAGUACCCUACAGUUAUCCCAUGAGCCCACCAGUUGUACGAUUUCUCACAAAAAUACUGCAUCCAAAUGUCUCGAGACACGGCGAUGUCGGUAUUGAUUCCAUUCAUCAUAACUGGUCUCUAGCACUUACAAUAUCGAAGGUCCUUAUUAGUGUACAGAGUCUACUUACAGAUCCUUAUUGCCAAGUAUGUAUGGAACCAGAAUUGGGGGAAAUGUAUUUAAACGACCGUGAAAGAUUCGAGGAAGUGGCAAGAGCCUGGACUUGGAGAUACGCGAUGCACGACAUUAUGUCACCUUCCUUGUUUUAAAGUGAUCAAGUGAACUAUGAAUUCAAAUUUGCAUUAUCAGUAUCAGUCGAUUUGCUAAUGAGUUCAUCCACAAAACAGCUUGGUAAAUAAUCAUGCGUCUAAUGAUUUCUUGGUACACGCAGGAUUUCCGUAACCUUCGUAAAGAAGCAAUUACUUUAAUCCAAUAGUAUUUUAUGGUAGAAAAAGUUUGAUGUGAUUAUCAACGAAAUAUUUUCUAUUACGCGAGAAAAUCAUUGAUCGCGUGAAAUCAUAGAUUUGCUGAAGAAAAUAUAUUUACGACACAAUAGUCGAGAAUUCACGCUAUAAACAAAAGUCAUAAAAUUGCUCAUAUAAAUUUCAUUGAAGAAACUACUGUGUUUAUAAGUAAUCAGUAUAGCCAUUUAACAUCAAUUUGUUAAUUAGUUAGUAGACCUUAAUUGAAUGGUCUCUAAAAAUACAAACAAUGUGAUUCCUAAUUGCCGAGAUAUACAUGAUAAUUCUUAUCAUUUUCUCUGAUAUCUUAGUUAUUGCAAACAUAGAAUUUUGUAUAAAAUUGUAUCGAUUCCGUUUUGGUUCCGGAAGAGCUGAUUGAUAGUUCGGAUAAAGUACGAGGCAUCUUCGAAGAGUUUUCAAAAAGGGUUCAAAGCUGCGAUAUAUUUCCCCUUUAUUGAAUUUCCGGAAACAUUCUGUGAAUUUCUUGUAUAUAAAAAGAUCUGGUAGACAAUUACAGCAAAUAAAUUUCUGUGGAAGAUCUGUCAUUCUCACUUUCCACAAAUGAAUUAGUUGUGUAGAUCCUUACACUUCUUCAACUUUAUGAUUUUCGUAUGUGAAAAUAAACUUUUCAUGGAUUUUUAUAGCCAUUGAUUUCUAUUAAUUUCUUCUUCUAAGAGCUUCCUGAGGAACUGCGAUUCCUUCUUUAUUCGAAUUAAAAUCCUUAAACGUGAUUAGAAUUACAUUGUGAUAAUCGUGCGUAAACAAUGUGAGCUUACGUGUCGAAGAUCAAAGCAAUGAUUAUUAUCAGAUUAAUAAGUCUCAUUUUAAUAUACAAUCGUCCGACUGAAGUAACUUUUAUUAAUAACAAGUAAUCGCAAGAUGAUGACAGCAAACUAAAUUUUAAACUUAUCGUCGACUCGGAAUUACUCACAUCAUCGCAGCUAUGCAAUCAUGUAUAAGAGAGACAUGUAUUAAUAAAUGUUGAGAGACCAGAAAUCAUAGAAGUUCACGCACUUGUGCAUAUACAUUCAGUCAAUAUAUAUGAUUACGUUA
Molecule: messenger RNA, 2901 nt
Organism: Cephus cinctus (wheat stem sawfly)
Lineage: Eukaryota; Metazoa; Arthropoda; Insecta; Hymenoptera; Cephidae
Gene: morgue
Exons: 5
Coding region: 34-1656 (540 amino acids)
Molecular function (GO): protein binding
Source: RefSeq, a predicted model, not a curated record